CAUUAGAUGGUGUAUGGACGGCGGAUUGCACGGGAGGCACGCGACGCACGGGCAGUGGUUGUGCGGCUCCGUUCCCCUCUCUCCCUCUACCCCGGGCUCGCCGGAGAUGGGGGACGCCGGCGCUUCCACCUUCAAUCCGCUCCUCCGGCGCGGCGCAAACACUUCCGGCCCCUGUGAUGGAAAGGAGGAUGCAAUGUCGGGACAAAUGCUUAAGCGAGGGGUAAAGGCGAUGCCCACAGAAGACCACAUAAGAGGGAAUCCAAAGAAGCAGCUAAAUUUAACCGAAGUGUUGGCUGAGGCAGUGAAGUGUGCUCAAGCUCUCAAGACUGAUGAAUUGAUUACUGACACUAGAUUUAAGGAAGCUUUUGCUAAGCUGAUAAAUGAAGUGUACCCACGUCUACCUGAGAGUCUACAGGAUCAACUGCUUGCUGAUUUCAAACUCAACAUCCUCCGUCGGGCGCAAGAGAAAAAUACUCGCCCGGUUGAGUUGAUGGAUGGCGAACAGAAGAACUUCCUCGGGAAGAAAGGAGUUCGUACCAAUACAUUGUGGAUUAUAGAAAAGCUAGUCCUGUUAGUUGGCGUAUGCUGCUUCAUCUACCUCAUGAGCUUCUAUGUCACUGGGUAUUGAAAAGAGAAAGGAAGAUGGGUUCAGAAGCAGGAAGAGACUAAUGGGACUAAGUGGCUUGGGAAACAACGUUGUUGCAAUGGCUUACUUUACCAUGGAUGUACAAAGGAAGCCCAAAGUUACUGUACUUUUAGAUUUGGGAUGUAGCUAGUGGUAUGUGGAUCCAGCUACAAGACCUGAGUUGUUUCAGUUUGGCGGUGCUAAUGAA
Triticum aestivum (bread wheat) is the source of this 833-nucleotide messenger RNA. RefSeq lists its product as uncharacterized. Lineage: Eukaryota; Viridiplantae; Streptophyta; Magnoliopsida; Poales; Poaceae. The coding region runs from base 14 to 628 and encodes 204 amino acids. The transcript has 4 exons. The record is from RefSeq and is a predicted model, not a curated record.